AUGAUCGGUGAAGGUCAUCCACCUAGUGAGAAGUUCCGUGUGAGUAUUGAUGAGGUCCACGCUCUUUGGGCUGAACUCAAACAGGCUUUAGCUGAUAGACAAGCUGCUCUAGUUCAGAACGAGGUUGCUCAACAAUACCUCUUUGAUGCUAGCGAGGCGGAAGCUUGGAUGGGUGAACAAGAGCUCUACCUCAUGGGAGAGGAGAAGACUAAGGAUGAACAGGGCGCUACCAAUGCUAUAAAGAAACACGAACAGGGGUUCAAAAUAGAAGAAUAUCCCAAAACUAGAACAGUGAUCGAUCACGUUCUUGGUUACUUUCAUUUGCCAUAG
Rodentolepis nana is the source of this 330-nucleotide messenger RNA. Lineage: Eukaryota; Metazoa; Platyhelminthes; Cestoda; Cyclophyllidea; Hymenolepididae. The record is from the annotation of a GenBank genome assembly.